Cyphellophora attinorum is the source of this 987-nucleotide messenger RNA. RefSeq lists its product as uncharacterized. The transcript has a single exon. The coding region runs from base 1 to 987 and encodes 328 amino acids. The record is from RefSeq and is a predicted model, not a curated record. Lineage: Eukaryota; Fungi; Ascomycota; Eurotiomycetes; Chaetothyriales; Cyphellophoraceae.
AUGGAGCCAAUGUCAUCAGAAGAUAAGACGCGUCAUGAGAACGGCACGAUCAAGAUGCUUAAGGGUGGCGAAGACUACCUAGGUGCUGGGCUCCGCCAGAUCCUCAAAGACCCUCAGAUUUCUACCGUCACGAAAUGUCUGUCCGCAUAUCUCGACUUGAUAGAAGAGGAAUCAGAAUUCAAGUGGAAGGAGAUCGAGAACACGAGCGACGUGUUCAAGCUUCUUCUUCCAGUUCUUCGACAAGCUCCGCAACUAGUCGAGCUCCGUAUCUGCGACUUCAAGCGCAUCGACCCCGUCACGAAGCUAGACCUACGCAAGAGCAAGUUCGACAAUAUCAAAGCUUUGAAGCUACAGGAUGUUGCAGAGGCCGCCCUGGUCAUAUCUGCGUGCCCGAAAUUGGAGACGUUGUCAUGCACCUACCCUACCGUGAACGUCAAGGCGACCAUGGAUACUAUUCUCGCCCACCCAACCAUAGUCAAUCUUGAGCUGCACUGCAAGGCUUGGACCGUUGAGCAGUUUUCGAAGGCCACCGAAUACGUGUCAUCAACCAUCGAGCACCUCAGCUUCGCUGGCGAAAUCAAAACUACGAUCACCGGUGGUCUGGUGCCGGCGCUGAAGACACUCGAAACAAGUAAUCUCAAGAAGCUCGAAGUCACCACCAAUCCCUGGGUCAACUACAAGUACUACGAGAAGCGCUGGGUUGAUGAUCGAUACCUGGACGCUAUCGACCUCGCCAAGGAACGAUCAAAGUUCAAUGAGAACGGCAUGAAGGUGACGACGGCACUCUUUGCUGCGUGCGAGAGCUUGCAGACCAUCAACCUGGCUCAUCACCAUGAAUUCAAGACAACCAAAUACACUGUCCGUCGUGAUGAUGGCAAGAUCAAAGUGACUUCCGAAGAUGAUGUCCAGAUGCCAGAGGAAUACAAGGUCUUCCAGACCUAUCUCGGUGAUAGGUGGCGACCUGUCGUCUGGCUACCGCACGAGUAG